This is a messenger RNA of Salvia hispanica, 1405 nucleotides long. Its product is annotated as alpha/beta-Hydrolases superfamily protein. NCBI's taxonomy places the organism in Eukaryota, Viridiplantae, Streptophyta, Magnoliopsida, Lamiales, Lamiaceae. The record is from RefSeq and is a predicted model, not a curated record.
CUUUUCACUUAAACAAUUAUUCUCUCUCCUAAAAGCAAGAUUAUGAAUUGUUAACGUUCCACUCUCACAUAUCCACAUGGCAUUGAGAGCUACAGAGAUUUCUGAGCUGCAUCAUUUCUAUGUAAAGCCCACGAUUUCUCCCACUAGGAGGAAGACUCAGAGAGCACUGCAGGCGAUGGGGAAGCCGGUGAAGUUCGAGGGUAUCACUGAGGAGCUCCAGAAGAUUCUGGAUGCUGACAUGGACCAAGUGGGUCCCAGGCGUCGUGCUCGUGAGGCCUUCAAGCACAUGCAGCUCUCCAUUGAUCAUAUCUUGUUUAAGAUGCCAUGCGACAGGUUGAAGAUGACAGAGUCGUAUGAUGUGAAUUCCAGAGGGUUGGAAAUUUUCUCGAAAAGUUGGGUUCCAGAUAGCAGGUCCCCAAAGGCAGUGGUCUGUUAUUGUCAUGGUUAUGGCGAUACAUGCACUUUUUUCUUUGAAGGAAUUGCUAGAAAGUUAGCAUCUUCUGGCUAUGCCGUUUUUGCUAUGGAUUACCCAGGAUUUGGUCUGUCAGAAGGUCUACAUGGCUACAUUCCGAAAUUUGACCUAAUCGUUGAUGAUGUCAUUGAGCAAUACUCUAAGGUGAAAGAGAAUCCAGAGUUUCGUCUUUUGCCAAGUUUUCUGUUUGGGCAAUCUAUGGGGGGAGCAGUAGCCCUCAAGGUGCACCUAAAACAACCCGAUGCUUGGAAUGGUGCAGUUCUUGCUGCACCUAUGUGCAAGUUAGCAGAUGAAAUGGUUCCCCCGUGGCCAUUGGAUCAAAUUCUAAUUGGACUCGCGAACCUAUUUCCAAAGCAAAAGCUUGUCCCACAAAAGGACUUAGCCGAGUUGGCGUUCAAAGAUGUGAAGAAGCGACAACAGACUGCCUACAACGUCGUUGCUUACAAGCAUAAGCCUCGGUUAAGAACAGCCGUGGAGUUGCUGAGGACAACGCAAGAAAUCGAGCAACAAUUGGAUAAGGUGUCUCUGCCACUACUGAUCCUGCACGGGAAGGACGACAAAGUGACGGAUCCAUCAGUGAGCAACGCAUUAUACGAGAGAGCCAAGAGCCAAGACAAGACGCUCAACCUGUACGACCACUCCUUCCACUCCCUGCUCGAGGGAGAGGCCGAUGACAUCAUACUCAAAGUCUUCAACGAUAUUAUAGAUUGGCUCGACAAGCACUGCUAAGCAAGGCCUCCCUGUCUUGUGCUUCGGCUAAAACAGCAUUCCGGUAUUCGUUUAAGGUACUCGUAGAGUUGCAAGAAAGAAUUUUUAGACUCUCAGACUGCAGAAAACCAAAUGAAUUUGCAAGAUAUUUUCAUUCUUGAAUGCAUUUUACACACGAAAAACACGUGAUUUAUUGUUGCUAUGUUAGGUGCAUUUCCAUCUCUC